Messenger RNA from Oncorhynchus masou masou (cherry salmon), 1092 nucleotides. Its product is annotated as Krueppel-like factor 5. The transcript has 2 exons. NCBI's taxonomy places the organism in Eukaryota, Metazoa, Chordata, Actinopteri, Salmoniformes, Salmonidae. The coding region runs from base 49 to 1092 and encodes 347 amino acids. The record is from RefSeq and is a predicted model, not a curated record.
GGGAAGAGUGAGCUGGAUAAGUACCUCUCCCCCCAGACGCCGCUCCUGAUGCCCCAUCCUGACCCCCCAGAGCAGAACAAGCCUCGGCGGGACAGUUCCUCUGUGAUGGAUCACUUCUUUGGAGACGACCAGGGCGGAUCUCCUUACAGCAUCAACAUGAACGUCUUCCUGCCCGACCUGGCCUACCUGAGGAUGGGCUUGUGUCGGCCGGCACGCCCAGGGCCCGGGGGUAACGGUGGAGGCAUGGGCCAGCAGGUCAAAACAGAGCCCCCUGCCUCCUCUCCCUUCGCCCAUCCUCAUCCUCACUGCCCCAGCAGCAGCGUCCACAGCAUCAGCCUUUCCGCGGUAACGUCGGCGGCGUCUUCGUCUUCUUCUUCGUUACCAGAGUUCACCAGCGUGUUCAGCCCGUCGGGUGGUGGUGACCCGACCUCUGACGCCGUGGCAACGGGCGGUUCUGUUUACGUGAAGGAGGAGCUGGGGUCGUUCGAUCUGCCUCACGACGACUCUCUGUUCCAGCUGCUCUCUGCGGAGCUGGACUCCGCCCCUCUCGCGCCCAUGCAUCACCAUGGCAACACUGCUCAUCACCGGGCGGGGCAGCAUCACGGAGGUUCCGGCCCCUCGCCCAUCAUGCACACGUUCCACGACCUACACUUAGCCGCCCAGGCCCAGCAGCAACACCAACAACUACAGAGUGCCAAGGCAAGCUACUGUGGUGGGCUGCACAGCGUAGGAGGGGCCUACCCUCACUUCCUCCAGCAGCCCCAGCACCAUCAGGCCAAGGCCCCCUACCUGCCCCCCUCUCCUCCCAGCUCAGAGCCCAGCUCCCCAGAUCGUCAGAAGGACCUCCUUCAGAACCUCUCCCCUCCCCCUUCCUAUGCCGCCACUAUCGCCUCCAAGCUGGGAGUCAGCGUCUCCCCCAGUCUUUCCCCCACCGGUGUGGCUCGACCCCCAGCCUCAAGUCUAACUCCAGCCCCAGGCUCCGGCCCAGCUCCAAGCCUGAACCAGUCCAUGCAGGUCCGCUACAACCGCAGGACCAACCCAGACCUGGAGAAGAGGAGGAUACACCACUGUGACUUCCCAGGUGGUGGUUGA